AUGGAUUUGACUCCAGUGCAAGACGUCAAGGGCGCGCUGCGCAAUGACUUUUUCCACGGCUAUGCGACUGCGGCGCCUCAAGUCGAAGGAGCUUGGAACAAGGAUGGAAAAGGCCCCUCAAUCUGGGAUACAUUUGGCCAUACUCCAGGCAAGGUCAAGGACAACAGCACAGCUGACGAUGCUGUAAGGGCCUACGACUUUUACCGCGAGGAUGUUGCUUUAAUGAAGUCGUACGGCGUUAAUGCCUACCGAUUUUCAUUAUCUUGGUCGCGCAUUAUCCCUCUUGGAGGUGCCGAGGACCCCGUCAAUGAGCAAGGCAUCAAAUUCUACCAAGAUCUCGUUGACGAACUCCUCAAGAACGGCAUUACGCCAUUCGUGACGCUCUUUCAUUGGGAUGUCCCUCAGGCUUUGGAGGACAGGUACGGAGGUAUGCUGAACCAAGAGAAAUUCGUGCCUGAUUUCGUCCGCUAUGCCCGUGUCUGCUUCGAAAGCCUGCCACGGGUCCGCCACUGGAUUACAUUCAACGAGCCUGGAGUGUACUCGCUAGCGGGGUAUGCUGCCGGAGUCCACGCCCCAGCACGAUCCUCCUUCCGAGACCUCAAUGAGGAGGGAGAUUCUUCCACGGAACCGUUCAUCGUCAGCCACACAGAGCUCGUCGCACAUGGCCAUGUGUCCAAGCUGUACCGAGAAGAAUUCAAGGAACAACAACAAGGAACGAUCGGCAUCACUCUCCACGGUAACUGGUCAGAGCCUUAUGAUGAGGAAGACCCUCGCGACCAGGAAGCAGCCGAAAGAGCACGCGAAUUCGAAAUCGCCUGGUUCGCCGACCCUCUGUACAAGACCGGUGACUAUCCUGCCUCGAUGCGAGCCCAGCUUGGCGAUCGCCUCCCACGAUUCACGCCUGAGGAAUCUAAGCUGGUCCUUGGAAGCUCAGAAUUCUAUGGCAUGAACUCGUACACGACGUUCUUCGUGCAGCAUAAAGACACCCCUCCAGAUAUCAACGACCAUAAAGGAAAUGUUCAUAUUCAUGACACGAACAGCAAGGGCGUUUCUCGAGGUGAAGAGUCCGAUACAGCUUGGCUAAGAAUGGCGCCAGGCGGCUUCAGGAAGCUGCUCAACUGGAUCUGGAACCGGUACCACGUGCCCAUCUAUAUCACGGAGAACGGCACAACCGCAAAGGGAGAGACAGCUCCCACGCCGGAGGUCCUCAAUGAUCAAUUCAGAAUUAGAUUCUUCGAGGGCUACGUUGGUGGAAUCGCCCGCGCGGUCAAGGAGGAUGGUGUCGAUAUCCGGUCAUAUUUCGCCUGGACAUUUACCGACAACUGGGGUAAGUUCUCAACCAUAAAUUCCUCUCGUUCUGUAACUGACAAACAUAGAAUGGGCUGCUGGUUACUCUGA
Aspergillus calidoustus is the source of this 1398-nucleotide messenger RNA. NCBI's taxonomy places the organism in Eukaryota, Fungi, Ascomycota, Eurotiomycetes, Eurotiales, Aspergillaceae. The record is from the annotation of a GenBank genome assembly.